Molecule: messenger RNA, 1455 nt
Organism: Chilo suppressalis (striped riceborer)
Lineage: Eukaryota; Metazoa; Arthropoda; Insecta; Lepidoptera; Crambidae
Source: the annotation of a GenBank genome assembly
AUGUUGUUGUGUACAGCUGGAUCGCCGACGUACGGUUCGAGCGGCAGCGGCGGCGGCGUGGUGCUGAGCGAGGAGUACGCGCCGGAGGGCGGGGGCGGGGGAGGCGGGGGGUCGGGUGAGGGCGGCGGGGGGUCGCUGCCCGCGUUCAGCUCGCGGUUCGGCAGCGCCUUCGCCACCUCGCGCCCCUCCACCGUCUACGGAACCCAGGCCAUCGCCACCAACGCAUACGCACACCAGGAGGUAUGGAGUUUAGACAGCAGUCGAAGGCCACAGGUGUCCGCGGCAGCCCACCUCUCAGCCAGUCCCGACAAAAAGUCGCCUCUUUUAGAGCGCAUCGCGUCUGGCCGCCGCUUCGGGCCGCUCAGGCCGCGGUUCGCAUUCCUUAAAUGGUAUCGGAUAAGGCACGUGCCGCAAACAGCGACUUUGUCUCCGCCGAUAUUUGCUCGCGACGUCACUAAUGUGGUCCCUUAUCGCCCAGCGCCGCCCGACAGCGCGCUGCUUAGCGCCAUUAGGGCAUAUCUUCCGGCUGACUUUAUCACCGAGGGGCGCGAGUGCGUGAACUGCGGCACCGUGCAGACGCCGCUGUGGAGGCGCGACUGCACCGGCCACUACCUGUGCAACGCGUGCGGCCUCUACAACAAGAUGAACGGCAUGAACCGGCCGCUGAAGCAGCCGCGGCGGCUGGUACGUCAGCGGCACGCGGCGCUCGCUCCGGCCGCGCCCGCUACCGACGUACGCAUCUCCUCGCCCCGCACUAUCCGCACCGCCCCGCACAUGGCGGCCGAGGGAGCCCCGCCGGGCGCGGAUUACUACAAGGGUUUCCUGUUAAACGGGCUCGCGCCGCACGCGCAUGCCCACGCGCACGCGCACGCCUUGACCGCGCCCUCGCCGCUCGGCGCCGCGUCGCACGCCGCCUCCACUCCUCCUGACUACAAACAGAAGAAAGGGGCGGGCACGAAGCGGCCGGGCACGACGUGCACGAACUGCCGCACGAUGACCACGUCGCUGUGGCGCCGCAACGCGCACGGCGAGACCGUCUGCAACGCGUGCGGACUCUACUACAAGCUGCACAACGUCAACAGGCCACUCGCCAUGAAGAAAGAUGCUAUACAGACAAGAAAGCGAAAACCAAAGAACGGCAUGAAGUCGGAGCGGAACAUCAAGACUGCGGUCCAGCGGACGCUCGCGUCCGGCGUCAAAAUGGAGAAUUUGUUGGAGAGCAGCGGAGUAGGCGUCGGUGUAGGGUCGGGUAUGGGCGUCGGCACCGCGCGCCCCCCGCUGGGGUACUACGGCGGCAUGAAGCUGGAGGACGGCGCCGCGCUAUACGACGCGCCCGACUACCGCCGCGCCACCAACGCGACCCACGCGACCCACGCGACCCACGCGACCCACGCGACCCACGCGCCCGGGCCCGACAUCGGCGAGCGCCCCACCGUCGUGUCCAUGGGCAGCUGA